This is a messenger RNA of Rattus rattus (black rat), 3441 nucleotides long. RefSeq names its product round spermatid basic protein 1 like (gene Rsbn1l). The transcript has 9 exons. Gene Ontology annotation, cellular component: nucleus. The coding region runs from base 426 to 2975 and encodes 849 amino acids. Lineage: Eukaryota; Metazoa; Chordata; Mammalia; Rodentia; Muridae. The record is from RefSeq and is a predicted model, not a curated record.
UGAUCGGACUCUCCACAAAUUUCCUCCCAUUUUGAGCAACGCCAGAACCCGCUUUUCAGAACGUGAAGAGGCAAGAAGGGACCCAAGCCACCUCAAGGUAAAAAGAGAGAGCGGUACAAACAAGGCAAAGUCUUUGAGAGAACAGCAGCGCUACCUCGGUCCUCGCAGAUUGGGGGCUGCCGAGCGACUGUCGGAAGACCCUCCUCGGUAACCCCUCUGUCAGCCGCUCCGAAAAGACCUCUGACCUCCAAAGAAGGUCCGCUCCGUGAUCCCACCCCCGACGGCUUCUGUCCGCGUCUUUGAUUGGUUUGUUUAAGGAUCCCUCAGUUUAGUGCGCCCAAUGGGAGCUCGGCCUGGACCUAGGGACCCCGCCCCAUGCCCCCGCUCCGGGGAGCGGCGGAGAGUAAAUACAACAGGAGCGCAAAAUGGCGGAACCGCCGAACCCAGCCCGUGGCCCCGUGGCUGUCCUCUCUGAGAAGGAGGCAUUUGGCAAACUACAGCCUUCCUCGCGGGAGUCACCGGGUUCUAUGUCCGCCAAGAAGGUUCGCACGGAGGAGAAGAAGGCGCCGCGGAGAGUGAACGGGGAGGGGGGCAGCGGCGGGAACGGCGGGCAGCUGCAGCCGCCCGCCGCCCCGUCGCCACAGAGCUACGGCAGCCCGGCGGCGUGGAGCUUCGCGGCUCGCCCCGCCGCCUCCUCCCAGGCCACCCCUCGGGGCUGUUACUCCUUCUCCGCGAGCCCGAGCGUCUCCUCAGCCUCCGCUUCCUCGUCUCAGCCGGUGCCGCGCAAACUGCUGGUGGCUUCCUCGCUGCUGCACGCUCAGCCUCACCGCGUCCUGCUCCCGCCCGUCACUCCGCCGGCUGCCGCCAAGCCGCGCAGACCCAAGGAGAAGCGCGAGAAGGAGAAGCGGAGGCACGGCCUCGGCGCCGCCGACCGGGAUGAGAACGGCGAGGCGAAGCCGCUGCCGCGAGAUAAAAUCAAAGACAAAAUUAAAGAGAAAGACAAAGAAAAGGAGAGAGAGAGAAAGAAGCAUAAAGUAAUGAGUGAGAUCAAGAAAGAAAAUGGAGAUGUAAAGAUUUUCCUGAAAAAGGACCCGGGCUCCAUUCUCAGCACCCCAUAUGGAGGCUCACAACCAUCUGUGAUUCCCUCUUCUGCUCUCCAAGGUGGGAAGGAGAAGCCAAAAACAAAUAUAGAAGACUUACAAAUUAAAAAAGUAAAGAAGAAAAAGAAAAAGAAACACAAAGAGAAUGAAAAACGGAAGCGUCCAAAAAUGUAUAGCAAAUCUAUUCAGACCAUCUGCUCAGGAUUGCUGUCUGCUGAAGAUCAAGAAGCCAAAGGCAUCUUAAACGACAAUGUAAAGGAUUGCAUUGGAAAACACUUGGAUACCAAAAACUGUGACUCAAAGGUUCCUGAUAACAGUGACUUUCCCUUUGUCUCAUUAAAGGAGCCACGCGUUCAGAAUGACCUGAAAAGGUUGGAUACUCUGGAGUUCAAGCAGCUCAUUCACGUUGAACACCAGCCCAAUGGAGGUGCGUCCGUCAUCCACGCCUACUGUAGUGAGCUCUCCUGCCUGUCUCCCGUGGAGAUGCGGAGGUUUGCGGAAGAAUUUGUGGGUCUAGCGUUCAGUGAGAAUGAGAGCUCUGCAGCUUUCUACGUGAUGGGCGUUGUUCACGGGGCAGCUACGUACUUACCUGACUUCCUAGACUACUUCUCAUACAACUUCCCCAACUCGCCAGUCAAGAUGGAGAUCCUGGGGAAGAAAGACAUAGAGACAACAACUAUGUCCAAUUUUCAUGCUCAGGUAAAAAGAACAUACUCUCACGGUACUUACAGAGCUGGCCCGAUGCGGCAGAUAAGUUUGGUGGGAGCGGUUGACGAGGAAGUGGGAGAUUACUUCCCCGAGUUCCUGGACAUGUUAGAGGAGUCACCCUUUUUAAAGUGUACAUUGCCAUGGGGAACACUAUCUAGUCUAAAAUUAGAGAGUCGGAAAGAUAGUGAUGAUGGUCCCAUCAUGUGGGUGCGUCCAGGAGAACAAAUGAUCCCUGUGGCUGAUAUGCCAAAGUCACCCUUCAAAAGGAAAAGAACUACCAAUGAAAUAAAAAACCUUCAGUAUCUACCUCGAACCAGCGAGCCUCGGGAGAUGCUGUUUGAAGACAGGACGAGAGCCCAUGCGGAUCACAUAGGCCAAGGCUUUGAACGACAGACCACCGCAGCUGUUGGCGUGCUGAAGGCUGUGCACUGUGGACAGCGGCCUGAUCAACCCCGAGUAACCAAAGAUGUCAUUUGUUUUCACGCAGAAGAUUUCUUAGAAGUAGUUCAACGAAUGCAGUUAGAUUUACACGAACCUCCACUGUCCCAGUGUGUACAGUGGGUUGACGAUGCAAAACUUAAUCAGCUGAGGAGAGAAGGUAUUCGCUAUGCCAGGAUUCAGCUAUAUGAUAAUGACAUUUAUUUUAUUCCACGGAAUGUUGUCCAUCAAUUCAAGACAGUUUCGGCUGUAUGCAGUUUGGCAUGGCACGUUCGACUUAAAUUAUAUCACGCAGAGGACACUUGUCACAGUACAGUUACUCACGAACAAGGCAUACCAUCAGGUCCCGCAUCAUUAGUUCUUGGAACUCACACUGAGAACCAAAGCUCCUCAGACUCUGUGUUGUCAGACAGACUUCAUUCUAAGUAUGAAUCACCACAAGUUAAACAGGAACCUGUUGUGUCUCUAAACAUCAAGGAAGAACCCGUGACGGUUACUGUAUCUGCAAAGACUAGAACACCAAAUAACACAGAAGGCAAGAGCAGUAAGGCAAAGUCGGAUCAUGUUCAGUUUUCAGAUUUUCACAUUGACAUGGAUUCUAAAUUUGAGAACACCAACAAAGACUUAAAGGAAGACUUGUGUCCUGGAAGUGUUCAGGAAGUCGAUACACGGCAACAUAGUUGUAUACCUUCAAACCAGGACAGAAGUGAUGAGAACAAUGUGUGCUAAACUUGGACAUUGCAUAUGACCUUUCUUUAAAAAUAAUUUGUAAUGAUUCAUGAAAUCUGAAAGCAAGCCUAGGAGAUGCUCUCAAGUCUGUUACAAAAUAUAGUUUAUGUAGCUUUGUAACAUUCCUCAGUGCCUGUCCAUACCCGGGAAGUAUAACGAGUGCACUUAGGGCCAGAUGCACUGUAAACACUGCAGGGUUAAAUACGCAGGAGUCUUUAGGAAAGUCAUUUGAGUUGGAGUUUUAGGUUUUAGAAUAGAGCUGACAAAAAUCAUAUAAAUAUAUUUUUUGUAAUAUGAGCCAGAAUUCUUCUUUUGACAAUUUAAGGUUUUUUCCAUAGAGCUUAUUUAUACCAACUUUUUUUCCUUUUAAACGUGUCAGCACUGUAGUGUAAAUAGCUCUACAAAACCUUUUUAGUGCGAUUUAUAUUGAGAUGUGAGCCACUUAAUAAAGGUUCAUAAUACUAAA